Molecule: messenger RNA, 888 nt
Organism: Colias croceus (clouded yellow)
Lineage: Eukaryota; Metazoa; Arthropoda; Insecta; Lepidoptera; Pieridae
Exons: 5
Coding region: 187-822 (211 amino acids)
Source: RefSeq, a predicted model, not a curated record
ACAAGUAGUGAGUUGGAGGUUCUACAAAAAAUAUGUAUAAAAUAUUUUAAAAUUAUUGAAAAUAAAAAGAGUGAUGCGGUAUCCUGGCAAGCAAAACAAGCGCAAUGGAAUAAGAUUGCAUUAGAAUUUAAUUCCCAGAACACCACAAACAGGUGCAGCAAAGUAUUAAAAAAGAAAUGGGAAAAUAUGAAAAAAACUGUCAAAGAUAAAGUCGCUGGCCAUAGGAAACAUGCCAUGGGUACUGGAGGAGGACCACCAUUACCAGAUCUGAAAAUGGAACCCUGGGAGGAAGAAAUCUUAAUGCACAUAAAACUGACAGCUGUAGGCCUUCCACCAGUAUUUGAUGAUGACAAUCAAGAUGAAAUACAAGUCAUAGAAGUUGGUGGGUUUGACCCUCUGAUUGAGGCUGUUGCUGUAGAACCUUCAGACACAGACACAGACACAUUAAAGGUUAAUGACAGUUUGCAAACGGGAGAAACUCAAGCUGACCAUCCCAGGAAAGAUAUAACCUUUACAAAAAAUUGGGCUACGUACACUCCAGCUAUGUUGCGAAGUCCCUUGACAGAGAGAUUACAGGAUAAACAAGCUACAACCGAAGUGAGGCGUGCCCGUAAAAGAACAUACACUGGCACUACCACAAACAAAACAUGGACUGAAUUAGGGGAGGUGAAAACAAAGGUAGCCCAUUUGAAGGCCAAAAAAUUGGAAAACGACAUAAAGUUGCAAGAUGUCCUUUUGGAAGAAGGUAAACUAAGAUGUGAAAAAAUUAAAUUAGAAAUUGAACUGCUUAAACUGCAAUUAAUCAACAAAAGCUCACAAUAAACAUACAAAGGAGAAUGACCACGGGAGGUAUCAGUAAAAUUUUAGUUGUGCCACGUAUUCAUGAUA